Nestor notabilis (Kea) is the source of this 3380-nucleotide messenger RNA. It is a transcript of the gene FAM171A1, whose product is annotated as family with sequence similarity 171, member A1. Gene Ontology annotation, cellular component: plasma membrane. The transcript has 8 exons. The record is from RefSeq and is a predicted model, not a curated record. NCBI's taxonomy places the organism in Eukaryota, Metazoa, Chordata, Aves, Psittaciformes, Psittacidae. The annotation marks the transcript as partial. Gene Ontology annotation, biological process: regulation of cell shape; stress fiber assembly.
AAGUAACGCUGAAGGUCCAUGUAAGCGAUGCCAGCACACAUCAGCCAGUAACUGAAGCCUUCAUUGAGAUUUUUACCAACCAGAUCUCCAUUGCAUCUGGAACCUCAGGAGCAGAUGGCACUGCCUUCCUCAAGUUUCAGUAUAAGCUGGGCAAUCAGCUGAUAGUGACUGCUAGUAAACAUGCAUAUGUGCCAAAUUCUGCACCAUGGAAACCUGUAAGAUUGCCUGUGUUCUCCUCACUGAGUCUUGGCCUUCUUCCUGAACGCUCAGCUACUCUCAUGGUCUAUGACGAUGUAGUCCAGAUAGUCUCAGGAUUUCAAGGUGCACGGACUCAGCCACAAGUUCACUUUCAGAGAAGAUCUGUGAAGUUACCAGAGAACACUAGCUACAGUGAUUUGACAGCAUAUCUGACUGCAGCCAGUUCACCCUGGGAAGUGGACAGUUUUCCUUAUUUGCAGGGAUUAGAUGGAAAUGGAACAGGAAACAGCACUAGGUAUGACCUCACCCCUGUCACUGCAGUCAGUGUUCAUCUCCUCAACAGCGACGGGACUCCAAUCCCCGUGAAUGGCCCCAUCUAUGUAACAGUGCCUCUGCCAACAAACAGCAACCUGAAGCACAAUGCACACGUUCCAGCGUGGAGGUUUGACCAAAAAUUUGGGACAUGGCUGAAGAGUAGUUUGGGCCUUGUACAACAAGAAGGAAAUCAGUUGACCUGGACUUAUAUUGCACCUCAGCUGGGCUACUGGGUUGCAGCUAUGUCGCCUACUAUCCCAGGUCCCGUUGUAACUCACGACAUUACCAGCUAUCACACAAUGUUUCUUUUGGCAAUUUUAGGAGGGAUGGCUCUCAUACUUCUAGUCUUGCUGUGUCUACUUUUGUAUUAUUGCAGAAGAAAAUGUUUAAGACCACGUCAACAUCAUAAGAAACUGCAGCUUUCGACAGCACUGGACACUUCCAAGAAGGAUCAAGCAACCUCAAUGUCCCAUAUAAAUUUAAUAUUCUCACGUCGCGAGUCAGAAUUUCCCGGCGGAUUGUCCGUUGCUAGCAAUGGACACACUGAAAACUCAGGUGCGAAGGAAUUAAUCAGUGCUGUCCACAUGGAGAUGGUAUCACCUAGUGGAGAAGCAGAUAUGCAUACACCUAUGCUCAAACACUCAUUCAGCACUUCCCAGGAGUUUAGCUCCCGAGAGGAACUGCUUUCUGAGAAGGAGAAAGACAAGAGCAGAAUUUCCUUGGAUGACCUGACUCCCAGCGGGUCUCUAAGGAAAGACUACCACAAGUCAGCAGAUAGUUUUCCUUUAAAGACAAGAAAAUCUACAGAAACAGCUGAAGGCUAUGAGUCCCCUAUCAAAGAUGAGUAUAGGAGGAGUUACAAUGCUAUGCUGUCUCAGCCUUUAUUUGAAAAGCAAGAGAGAGAAAUUCAAGUAUCUAUGAAUCAUAUUGCUACUGGAAGUAAAUACAAUAUUCAGGAACAAAUAUACCCCACACCUUCAGCCCCUGAAAAAGAGCUGCUGGACUGCAGACCUACUGAUUGUAUGAUGUCUCGUUCAGUUGAUCACCUUGAAAGACCUACAUCUUUCCCUCGACCAGGUCAGUUAAUCUGCUGCAAUUCCGUUGACCAAGUCAAUGACAGUGUUUACAGAAAAGUUUUGCCUGCACUGGUCAUCCCAGGUCAUUACAUGAAACUGCCAGGAGAACAUCCUUUUGUUAGCCAGCCACUGGUUGUCCCAGCUGAUCAGCAGAUUGAUAUAGAAAGACUUCAGGCUGAGCUUCCUAACCCUCAUGCACGGCUUUUUCCACACCCCCCACAACAGCUGCAACCCCAGCAGUUAGCAUCCCAAGCAAUAUCUCAGCAACAUUUGCAAGAUGCAGGUGCAGCUGAGUGGAGUCAACAAAAUGCUUCCAUGUCUGAAUCUAUUUCCAUUCCUGCCUCACUCAACGAUGCAUCUCUGGCUCAAAUGAAUAGUGAAGUGCAGCUUCUUACAGAAAAGGCUUUGAUGGAAUUAGGAGGUGGAAAGCCAUUGCCUCAUCCUCGAGCAUGGUUUGUUUCUCUAGAUGGACGUUCAAAUGCUCAUGUUAGACAUUCAUACAUCGAUCUCCAAAGAGCUGGUAGGAAUGGGAGUAAUGAUGCCAGUUUGGACUCUGGCGUUGACAUGAAUGAACCAAAAUCUGCCCGAAAGGGAAGAGGAGAUCAUCUGUCUGCACCACAGAGUCACCCACCAGUGCAAGAGCACCAGCAGAGAGAGCGGAAGGUUUCAGAUAGCACAGCUUACACACAGCUUGUGUACUUGGAUGAUAUGGACCAAAGUGGCAGUGAGUGUGGAACAGCAGUUUGUAGCCCCGAGGACAAUGCUCUACGAUGCCUACUAGAAGGCACGAGUAAGAGAAGUGGUGUGCAGCUGCCCAGCCUGCAGGAGGAAACGAGAACUGUAGAUACCAAACCAGAGCCAUUAACUAGUCCUGAACACCGAACAUCAGUUCAAGAUGAGGAGGAGGAUGAGGAGGAUGAGGAAGAUGACCAAGGUGAAGAUAAGAAGAGUCCUUGGCAGAAGCGAGAGGAACGACCACUAAUGACUUUCAAUCUGAAGUGAGCUGUUGUGAAAAUCCACCAUUCAGUGGAGUAUAAAAUUGCCAAAUAUUCUUUCUGUGGAAGUGCUUGAUUUUUUUUUAAUUUUUUUUUUCUUUUAUUUUCUUUUUGUUUGUUGUGGAGAGAAAAACAAACUGUGGUGAGCAACAUUUGAAAGAACUUAAAUGCAUUACUGUGUAAAUGUUAGAAAAAGAAUUAAAAUCAUUCCUCUGAUUUAACAGCUGCCUCCAGUGAGAUAGCUGAACAAAGAGUGUGAUUGUUAUUCCAUAUACUUGAUAUUGGUCAUCCAGGAUGUUGAAAAUACUGACAAGUUAUUUUGGUUGGUUUAUGACCUCAAUCUCCUUAUGAAUGGGAGCUGGUAAAGCUUUUGUUUUGUAGGCCAAUUUUAUGUUGAUAAUGCUACUGAAAGUAUCUUAAAAACAUGAGUUUGACACAUGGUGUCCAAAAUUGUGCAUUAUCUCAAUGAAAGGCUAUGCAUUGCUGCUUUUAGUAAUAUUUUGCUUAUACUAUGCUUUUCUUAAUUUUACAAGUUGGUUGUAAACAUUUUAUGUCCUUUAUUAUAAACUACUCAGCAAUUUAUUUUCAUGUAAAACUGCAGGAAACUUGAGUAGCAUCCCUUAGCAUUGAAGCCUUUUUUACAGUAACAAUGAACAGUCCCUUCUUUUGCUAACUCCUUUUAAUUGACCCCAUUUGAGAUUUUAUAAACUUCUGAACUUCUACCUUUUAUUUUAAGCUGCAUGCCAAGAGUCCCAUUUUGUGCUGAGCAUUUCUCAUUUCAAUACAGUGUAUUCUG